GUAUGCACACAGACCGCUUGACGUUUGGUGCCCCGGAAGUGAUGAUUUUUACCUAACGAGGUCAAAAUGGCGGCUCGCUGCAUGUGAAGGGGUCGAAACGAGAGCCGGCUUUAUGAUUGGAGAACAUGUAUAAAACGCCAUGUAGCAGACUGUCAGGUUUGGUUGGUGUAAGUGUGAAAAGGAAAUUAGUUCAAAAUGUUCCUCAAUGUAACCAGACUGCUCGCAGCCUUAUUCAGCUGCAGAGAAGAGAUCCAUCAAACUGGCUGACAUAUCAGCAUCUAAACUUCCUGAAACGCCAGUAUGUAGCAAAGAACAAUGGUGAGCUUCACCAACGUGCCAUCCCAAAACAGGCUCCUGUCCUGACCAUUGUGGAUGAGAGAGAUGACAGCGUUGAAAGACAAGUGCAGAGAAUACCAACUAUUGAUCCUGUGAUCACAGAUACUGUUCCACAGCCAGAGGAUGUUACCACUAAGGCACAGCCUGAACUAUACACCUUGAAGCCCUCUACAGAAGAUACGGCAGCACAGAAAGAUUCUGUGUCCAAUACGGUUGUGACUUCAAAUGAGACUCCCCAUGUCCAGGUGGAGACGGAUCAGGCAAGGGAGGCACGUUUAGACAGACAGUGGAAGCAGCUGAAGGUUGAUGUGGCUGACUUGCCAGAUAUAUACGCCAGGCUAGCCAAAAUCAAACUCACAGCACUGGUGGUUACAACUGCAGCAGCUGGCUAUGCAAUGGCUCCAGUGCCCUUUGACCCUGUCAUCUUCUUCGUGUCGUGUCUGGGAACAGGCCUCGCCUCUUGUACUGCCAAUUCAAUCAACCAGUACUUUGAGGUGCCCUUCGACUCAAACAUGAACCGCACAAAGAACCGUCCACUCGUCAGAGGACAAAUCAGUCCCCUCCAUGCAGUGUCCUUUGCUCUGGCCUGUGGAGUUCCCGGUAUCGCUCUGCUCACGCUGGCGGUAAACCCCUUGACGGGCUUCUUGGGAGCCCUCAACAUCUUUCUCUACACCUGUUGCUACACACCACUCAAGAGGCUCAGCAUCACCAACACCUGGGUGGGAGCAGUGGUGGGUGCGAUACCUCCUGUCAUGGGCUGGACGGCUGCCACAGGUUCUCUGGAUCUAGGUGCCUUGUUGCUGGGUUGUUUCCUGUACAGCUGGCAGUUCCCCCACUUCAACGCCCUCAGCUGGAACUUGAGGGAAGACUACUCCCGUGGCGGCUACCGCAUGAUGUCUGUCACCCACCCUGGCAUGUGCAAGCGGGUGGCCCUGCGCCACAGCGUGGGCCUGAUCGGCCUGUCAACCUUAGCGCCCGUGCUGGACGUUACCACCUGGACCUUCCCUGUGAUCUCCCUACCCAUCAACCUGUACAUCAGCUACCUGGCCUUCCGCUUCUACCGUAAGGGAGACCGCAGCAACGCCCGCAAGCUGUUCUUCUGCAGCCUCUGGCACCUGCCCAUGCUGCUGCUGCUGGCGCUCACUUGCAAGAAGCCUCGCAGAGAUCAGGAGGAUGCAGCUCUACCUCCUGCUUCUUUACCCGUCACACUGCAAAGUUAACUAGAUUCAUGCCCCAACACUUCUAAGACCUCUGCGACCCCUAUUUUAACUGAGAUACUCCCUCAAUGUCUCCUUAACAACUUGUGUUUGGAGGGGGCUGGAUGGUGGACACAUUAUUAUAACUGUGUUUAAUUUAAGCCAGUGGUGCUCACUGCAGAUCAGGAAAUGAGCUGGAAAUGAUUUGGAUCAAAAUAGCUGAUUUACAGAAAACACACUGAAUUAUUAUUACAUCAGGUUGUAAUCAUUUCAAUGUGUGUGUACUGUAUAUAUUCUGUAUUUAUUUAUAUAGGGGCCCACCAGUUCCUCUCCAUGUUGUACAUGACUGAUGUUAAAUGAUCUUGUACUGUAUAAAUUGCUCCUAUGGAUCCACACAGGCAUCACUGUCUGCAGAUUACUCACUGUACAAAUGCAAAAUAGAAGAAGAGUAUGUAAUGGACAUGAAGACAUCAUUGUAUCAAACAAUUUAUGUUUAAUUUUCAGUGCACUUUGUCUGUUGGUUGUUGCUCUCACCUGAGCCCCUUACUUGACAGUUAGUAAGCCUCAUUGCAUUUUGCCACUCAGCAAACACACUGAUGGGUCUUCAUUCAUUUACAUAAUGCUUUUAUUCAACACGGUUCGCUUGCACCACAACACAGGGAAUCGUUAACCCCUGUAAGAAACACAAGGGCAAAUGUUCUCUAACAAUAAACAUGUCAUGAUUGUAA
Messenger RNA from Siniperca chuatsi (mandarin fish), 2260 nucleotides. RefSeq names its product protoheme IX farnesyltransferase, mitochondrial (gene cox10). The transcript is spliced from 7 exons. Gene Ontology annotation, cellular component: mitochondrion; membrane. The record is from RefSeq and is a predicted model, not a curated record. Lineage: Eukaryota; Metazoa; Chordata; Actinopteri; Centrarchiformes; Sinipercidae. The coding region runs from base 126 to 1556 and encodes 476 amino acids. Gene Ontology annotation, biological process: heme biosynthetic process. Gene Ontology annotation, molecular function: protoheme IX farnesyltransferase activity.